Molecule: messenger RNA, 1039 nt
Organism: Myotis davidii
Lineage: Eukaryota; Metazoa; Chordata; Mammalia; Chiroptera; Vespertilionidae
Gene: CIBAR2
Product: family with sequence similarity 92 member B
Exons: 8
Coding region: 14-1039 (341 amino acids)
Biological process (GO): cilium assembly
Cellular component (GO): ciliary basal body; ciliary transition zone
Source: RefSeq, a predicted model, not a curated record
CCAGGUGAGGGCGAUGGAGAGCACAGUGACCAACGCGGAGAAGUACUUCGGCCGGUUCUGCUCGCUGCUGGCCGCCUACACCCGGAAGACGGCCCGGCUGCGGGACAAGGCCGACCAGCUGGUCAAGCAGCUCAUCGACUUCGCCAACACGGAGAACCCCGAGAUGAGGGCCACCAUGAGGAACUUCGCCGAGGAGUUGGCCAAAGUGCAGGACUACCGGCAGGCCCAGGUUGAGAGGCUGGAGACGAAGGUGGUCACCCCCCUGAAAUUCUAUGGGCCUCAGAUAAAGCAGACGCGGGCCGAGAUCAAGAAAUGCAAACAUAUGCGGAAUAAUGAGAUCAAACAACUGGAAAAGUUGGAGAAACUGAGGCAGAAGUCACCUUCGGAUAGGCAAAUGAUCUCCCAGGCAGAGACCAGCGUGCAGAAGGCCGCGGUGGACGCCAGCCGCACCACCCACCAGCUGGAGGAGACGGUCGACGCCUUCCAGACGCAGAAGCUGAAGGACCUGCAGAAAAUUUUUUCGGACUUCGUGACCAUUGAGAUGGUCUUCCACGCCAAAGCGGUGGAGGUGUAUUCCAGCGCCUUCCAGACGCUGGAGAACUACGACCUGGAGGGGGAUCUGCAGGAUUUCAGAGCCAAGAUGCGCGGAGUUUCUGGGCACAAGGAUGCCCGGCCCCGCAGGGACGCCGCUCCCUCUACAGCUGCUCCGUGGUCUCGCCCCUGCCAGGUGAGCAUGGGAGUGGGGCGGGGGUGCUGUCAAACCUGUGACAAAGCGAAGUCUGAGAACAUGGGUUUGAAAGGAGACGCUGAGAAGGAGGCGCUGCCAGCAAGUCUGACCUGGACUUGCCUGGAAAAGGAAUCAAUAAAGCAGGGAGCCCAGCGGUGCUGCCCCCACAGCCCCCAGAGCACCGUGCGCAGCCAGAGAAAAGAAGAGGAGGCGAGUGAGGACGACUUCGCUGAAGAGGACCUGGAGGAGGAACUCAGGGGCUGGGCUAGGGACUCCAUCAAUGGGACCAGAACUUCCAAGUCAGAAAACUAG